Messenger RNA from Fusarium falciforme, 309 nucleotides. Its product is annotated as Sm protein F. Gene Ontology annotation, cellular component: U1 snRNP; catalytic step 2 spliceosome. Lineage: Eukaryota; Fungi; Ascomycota; Sordariomycetes; Hypocreales; Nectriaceae. Gene Ontology annotation, biological process: mRNA splicing, via spliceosome; spliceosomal snRNP assembly. Gene Ontology annotation, molecular function: RNA binding. The record is from RefSeq and is a predicted model, not a curated record. The transcript has 2 exons. The coding region runs from base 40 to 309 and encodes 89 amino acids.
ACCUCAACAUCGUCGCUCACGCUCAUCAACACCGCCAAGAUGAGCUUCGCACCCCUCAACCCCCGUCCUAUGCUGCAGGACCUCGUCAGCAGGACCGUUCUUGUCCGCCUAAAAUGGGGCGAGGUGGAAUACAAGGGCACACUCGUCUCUGUUGACAGCUACAUGAACCUCCAGCUCUCUGGCACCGAGGAGUACAUCGCCGACAAGCCCACUGGCUCUCUGGGCCAAGUGUUGAUUCGGUGCAAUAACGUCCUGUGGGUGCGCGGCGCCGACGAAGGCAAGGACACGGAUGCUGCGAUGACGGGCUAA